CCUUGGGAUGGGAAAAACAGGAAUAGAAUAGAAGAAAACAAUUAGUUGGUUGAGAGAGAAAUACGAUAUGAUAUUGUAUGGUCCGAACGGAGUCGGAAGCUUGACUCAGCGAGCGACCAUGGCGACCACCAUUCUCUCCAACGCUCUCUCUCUUCCUACUCCCCACACUAUCAUCUUACUCAGAGCCUCCGGGUCGACUCGCCGCCGCCCCAUUCGCCGCGCCGACUCGGUCUCCCUAACUCAUCGCGCCUUGACUCGUUCGUCGAUUCGCGUCAGAGCCUCCUCUUCAGAUGAGCUCCCUACCUCUUCAGUACAAGGUGUCGAGAAUCUGGUAAUUAUAGGUUCAGGUCCUGCUGGAUACACAGCAGCAAUUUACGCAGCUCGUGCCAACUUGAAACCUGUUGUGUUUGAGGGGUAUCAAAUAGGUGGCGUUCCUGGUGGGCAAUUGAUGACCACCACUGAAGUGGAGAACUUCCCAGGGUUUCCAGAAGGAAUAAGCGGUCCUGAUUUGAUGGAUCGGAUGCGGCGUCAAGCUGAGCGCUGGGGAGCAGAAUUAUUCCAAGAAGAUGUAGAAUUUAUUGAUGUGAAGAACAGUCCUUUUACCAUCCAAAGUAGUGAACGUAAGGUAAAGUGCCAAAGUGUUAUUGUGGCCACAGGAGCUACUGCAAAAAAGCUGAGAUUACCUCGUGAAGAAGAGUUUUGGAGUAGAGGAAUUAGUGCCUGUGCAAUUUGUGAUGGAGCAUCGCCACUAUUUAAGGGGCAAGUUCUUGCUGUGGUUGGAGGAGGUGAUACAGCCACAGAGGAAGCAUUAUACUUGACUAAAUAUGCUCGUCAUGUGCAUUUGCUUGUACGCAGGGACCACCUAAGGGCAUCCAAGGCAAUGCAAGAUAGAGUUUACAACAGCCCAAAUAUCUCCGUGCACUUCAAUACAGAGACUGUGGAUGUUGUUAGCAAUACGAAAGGGCAAAUGUCUGGCAUUUUGGUUCGAAAACUUGAUACUGGAGAGGAAUCUGUGCUUGAGGCAAAAGGCUUAUUCUAUGGGAUAGGUCAUUCCCCAAAUAGCCAAUUGUUGGAAGGUCAAGUUGAACUUGACAGCAUAGGUUAUGUGUUGGUGAAGGAGGGUAGUGCGGAAACUUCUGUUGAAGGUGUAUUCGCAGCUGGAGAUGUACAGGACCAUGAAUGGAGGCAAGCCAUAACUGCAGCUGGUUCAGGAUGCAUUGCUGCUUUAUCAGUUGAGAGAUAUCUUACCAGCAACAAUCUCCUUGUUGAAUUUCACCAGCCUAAGACUGAAGAGGUUAAGAAGGAACUCACAGACAGAGAUGUACAAGAGGGUUUUGACAUCACACUUACAAAGCACAAGGGCCAGUAUGCUCUACGAAAAUUGUACCAUGAAAGUCCGAGGCUUAUAUGUGUACUGUACACUGCACCAACAUGUGGUCCAUGUAGGACAUUGAAGCCAAUUCUUAGCAAGGUGAUAGAGGAAUUUGAUCAAAAUGUACAUUUCGUUGAAAUUGAUAUCGAGGAAGAUCCCGAGAUUGCAGAGGCAGCUGGAAUUAUGGGCACACCAUGCGUCCAAUUUUUCAAGAACAAGGAAAUGAUCAGGAAUGUGUCAGGGGUCAAAAUGAAGAAGGAAUACAAAGAGUUCAUUGAAGCAAAUAAGAGAGCACUGAGUCUGUUUUUCAUAGUCUCUUCCUCAAAAAAGUUGAUAUAUUCAAGAGUGUACUCUGUGAAGUGCAAGAACAAAAGGUCCUAAGGUCUCUUAUGACAUGGGUGCAAACCUGAUUAUUGUUGUGAUAUUCCGCUAAAAUAUCAUGAUUUUCAUACCCUAGUGAUGCCAAAUGUGCAUAAUUUCAAGCUCUCUUUCUUCUUCUAA
Molecule: messenger RNA, 1873 nt
Organism: Camellia sinensis
Lineage: Eukaryota; Viridiplantae; Streptophyta; Magnoliopsida; Ericales; Theaceae
Product: NADPH-dependent thioredoxin reductase 3
Biological process (GO): removal of superoxide radicals
Cellular component (GO): cytoplasm
Molecular function (GO): thioredoxin-disulfide reductase (NADPH) activity
Source: RefSeq, a predicted model, not a curated record